Molecule: messenger RNA, 779 nt
Organism: Juglans microcarpa x Juglans regia
Lineage: Eukaryota; Viridiplantae; Streptophyta; Magnoliopsida; Fagales; Juglandaceae
Product: paired amphipathic helix protein Sin3-like 6
Exons: 6
Coding region: 45-779 (244 amino acids)
Biological process (GO): negative regulation of transcription by RNA polymerase II
Cellular component (GO): histone deacetylase complex; chromatin
Molecular function (GO): transcription corepressor activity
Source: RefSeq, a predicted model, not a curated record
GUUUAGGUAGCUCAUGAUCUCUAAGUACUGUAGAUAUUCAAAGAAUGAUGGCUGAGUCUCUAUCUCUGUCGCCAGAUCAUCAGAAGCAGAAGUAUCCGGACGAUGAAGAAAUAUACGAGAAUUUCCUCGGAAUAGCGAAAGAUUUUCAGUACAAAAGGUGUUCACAUAAACAAGAGGACGCAAUUGAGUUUCUGAGAUUAGUGAAGGAUACGUUUAAGGACAGACAGCCAGAGACAUACGAUGAUCAUUUCUUGGAAGCACUCCAAUUAGAUUCAUGCAGAUCAUCAGAAAAAAGGUGUACUCAUGAUCACGACAAAGUACUCCAACUAAAGGACGCAUAUGAAUUUCUGAAUUCAGUGAAGGUGGCUUUCAAAGACAACCCAGCAAUAUACCAUCGUUUCUUCCUUUUAAUCAAACAUUGGAGACUAAAAAGGAUCGACUUCUUUGCACUUAGGUCGGCAGUGGAAGAUUUAUUCGAAGGGCAGCCUGAACUGCUCGUGGGUUUCAAUACUUUCUUACCAACAGGAUUUGAGAUCAGCACUCUUGCAGUUUCAAAGAUCAAGGAGAAGGCAAGGAAUUUGCUAUAUAGAAUCAAGAUGCGGUUCGCCAAUGAUCAAAACCAGCACUUUGUAUCAUUUGCACAUUCAGUGAAUGAAUGUGGUAAUGGGGAAAAGAGCUUCAUUCAAUUUCUAAGAGAGUUGACCGUUAUCUUUUCUAGUAAUGAAGAUUUACUCUUGGAGCUCGUUCAAGGUAUAUGCAACGAAUCUUUUUUAAGUUAG